AUGCGGACAAUCUUCCUGUCGAUUGUAGCAUUCGUCUACCUGGUUGAUGCCAGAUUCCGGUGCAAAAACUUAGAGAAGAAAGAUGUUGACUGGUUUGUCGGCGAUAAAAUUGCCAGCGAAGUGUCGACGAAAGAAAAGGGCGAAAAAACCACAUUCAAAAUCGCUUAUAACGACGACGCUCCCGACAAGAAGGUAGACAGCGGGCGUGGUCACAGCAAAGGUGUUGCUGUUUUCACUAUUGACAGCGGAUUUUGGCUGGUGCACAGUGUGCCCAAUUUCCCUCCACAUGGAAAAUACGACUAUCCGGAAACGGUACGAAAUACGCACAAUCGUUUAUUGUGUCUCUCACUUGAUGCUAAUGCUCUUGUGGAUCUCAGCCACUACAUGAGAUAUUCCCAAGUGACGCCGUUCAUAAGUAACCUGCCAAAGAAUUUUGAAAUAAUAGCACCCUACCUCGUUGAUGUAGUGAACAGGAAAUCUCUUGGACGAGCAGACACGAGGUAUACUACCGCUCACGACUUCGAAACCCGUGGUCACAUGAGAGUUAAGGCAUUUGCAAAGCAUAAGAAAUUCGGACAAGAUCUAUGGCACGACUUCAUCGCUCUGUACCUCAAGAACUCCCAUGGCAGUUGA
Molecule: messenger RNA, 633 nt
Organism: Cooperia oncophora
Lineage: Eukaryota; Metazoa; Nematoda; Chromadorea; Rhabditida; Trichostrongylidae
Source: the annotation of a GenBank genome assembly